Molecule: messenger RNA, 250 nt
Organism: Tinamus guttatus (white-throated tinamou)
Lineage: Eukaryota; Metazoa; Chordata; Aves; Tinamiformes; Tinamidae
Source: RefSeq, a predicted model, not a curated record
GUUGACAAGGUAACAGGCAGAGUCAACGGCCAGUUCAAAACUUACGCCAUUUGCGGAGCGAUUCGUAGGAUGGGGGAAUCGGAUGACUCUAUUCUGCGCCUGGCAAAAAAUGAUGGAAUUGUUUCCAAGUACGUAUGUUUAUCUCGUCUUUGAUAACAUUUGCAAGAAUGAUUUCCAUACCCAAAGUUAAGUUCUAGGAUGAAAAUGUAUACAGUGUAUUUAUAGGAUGCUUAUACGGUUGGUCAAAAAC